AGGGAGGGACCGACUGACGGAGCGAGGAUGUCCGGCCGCGGGAAGCAGGGCGGGAAGGCGCGGGCCAAGGCCAAGUCGCGCUCGUCGCGGGCCGGGCUGCAGUUCCCCGUGGGCCGCGUGCACCGGCUGCUGCGCAAGGGCAACUACGCGGAGCGGGUGGGCGCCGGCGCCCCGGUGUACCUGGCGGCCGUGCUGGAGUACCUGACGGCCGAGAUCCUGGAGCUGGCGGGCAACGCGGCCCGCGACAACAAGAAGACGCGCAUCAUCCCCCGGCACCUGCAGCUGGCCAUCCGCAACGACGAGGAGCUCAACAAGCUGCUGGGCAAGGUGACCAUCGCGCAGGGCGGGGUGCUGCCCAACAUCCAGGCCGUGCUGCUGCCCAAGAAGACCGAGAGCCACAAGGCCAAGAGCAAGUGAACCGGGCCGGGAGGAGCGCCUCCGAGCACAGAAGCGAAACCCAAAGGCUCUUUUCAGAGCCACCCACAGCCUCGCGAAGGAGCUGGAGAUGCUGCUGCGCGGGGGGCAGGGGAACGGCGUGCGUGCGUUCCUCAGGGGAGGGUCCGCUCGCGUUAGAAGGGGGGGUGUCUCCCCUCUGUAGCCGCCCCGGCCCAGUUAUGAGCCGCCGAGCUCAGGCGCGGCCGGGAAGCCAGCGUGUUCCUCGCGGGCCCCGCAGCGGCUAGCGG
Molecule: messenger RNA, 683 nt
Organism: Aquila chrysaetos chrysaetos
Lineage: Eukaryota; Metazoa; Chordata; Aves; Accipitriformes; Accipitridae
Product: histone H2A type 2-C
Exons: 1
Coding region: 28-417 (129 amino acids)
Cellular component (GO): nucleosome
Molecular function (GO): DNA binding; structural constituent of chromatin; protein heterodimerization activity
Source: RefSeq, a predicted model, not a curated record